Corylus avellana is the source of this 1709-nucleotide messenger RNA. NCBI's taxonomy places the organism in Eukaryota, Viridiplantae, Streptophyta, Magnoliopsida, Fagales, Betulaceae. The record is from RefSeq and is a predicted model, not a curated record.
AGUUUAAACAGAGCCACGAGAGAGAAAAGGAAAAGCCAGCCAGAAGGAUCAGAUUACCUUUGCACCUCCCCCUACCGUCGACAGAGAUGGGGUCUGAUGAGCAUAUUGUCAUGCUUCCAUACAUGGCCCAUGGCCAUCUCAUACCAUUCUUAGCACUCGCAAGGCAGAUCCAGCGAAGAACUGGAUUCACCAUCACCAUUGCCAACACCGCCCUCAAUAUCCAGUACCUCCGUUCCACCAUUUCUACCGAUUCUAAUUCCUCCAUCCGCUUCGCCGAGCUCCCCUUCUGCAGCUCCGACUACGACUUACCACCAAACACGGAGAACACCGAGAACUUGCCUCUCAACAAGAUUGUGAACCUCUUUCAUGCUUCGUUGAGUCUCAAAGAUCCUCUCCGGCGCCUUGUCGGUGAUAUCAUUGACAAAGAAGGGCGGCCUCCGAUUUGUAUAAUUUCCGACGUGUUCUUUGGAUGGGCUGUUGAUGUUGCAAAGAGUGUAGGCACUGUGAAUGUUACGUUCACCACCGGUGGUGCCUACGGCACCAUGGCCUACAUCUCUUUGUGGCGGAACCUCCCACAUCGCUCUACAGAUUCCGACGAGUUCCCGAUGCCGGGGUUUCCUGAAAGUUAUCGUUUCCAUCGCUCUCAACUGCAUCAGUUUCUAAGAGAUGCGGAUGGCGCCGACAUGUGGUCGAGAUUUAUGCAGCCGCAGAUUUCGCAUUGUUUGGAGUCUUGUGGAUGGUUGUGUAACUCGGUGGAGGAAAUCGAGCCUUUUGGCCUUCAACUUCUCAGAAAAUAUCUCAAGCUUCCUGUUUGGACUAUUUACAAACACCCGUCCUCCUCUUCACGUUCAAGUAUUUCCAGACAACGUGCCGGGAAAGAGCCCGGAUUGGCUCCUGAAAAAUGCAUCGAGUGGCUUGAUUUACAGAGUCCUGAUUCGGUUCUCUACAUUUCUUUCGGCUCUCAGAACACAAUCGGUGCCUCCCAGAUGAUGGAAUUAGCUAUUGGGUUGGAGGAGAGCGGAAAAGCUUUCAUUUGGGUCAUAAGGCCGCCGCUUGGAUUCGACCUGAACGGUGGAUUCAGAGCAGAAUGGUUGCCGGAAGGGUUUGAAGAACGAAUGAGGGAAAGCAAACGAGGGUUGUUGGUGCGCAACUGGGCGCCCCAGCUGGACAUUCUGUCGCACAAAUCGACCGGAGCUUUUCUGAGCCACUGCGGCUGGAACUCGGUGCUAGAGAGCUUAAGCCAGGGCGUGCCGAUUAUAGGGUGGCCGAUGGCGGCGGAGCAGGCGUACAAUUCAAAGAUGCUGGUGGAGGAGAUGGGUUUGAGUGUGGAGCUGAGCAGAGGGAUUCAGGGUGUUCUUGUGGGGGAGGAAGUGAAGAGGGUUAUAGAAUUGGUGAUGGAGAGAGAGGGGAAAGGCGAGGGUAUGAGGAAGAAGGCUGCUGAGGUUAAAGAGCAGAUUUUGUCAGCGGUAAGAGACGAGGGAGAAGAGAGGGGCUCUUCCGUCAAAACAUUGGAUGACUUUGUGAGGACUAUUCUUUCCAAGAGAACAGAACAAUCAACCAUGCUGAAUUUGGGUACAAAUAUUUAAGGGAAAUUAUAGAUUAAUUUUACUACAUCUCCAACUUCUUUGUGGUUUGUGAAUUAUGGACCUCUGUUCUAAAGGUUGAUUUGGUUUUCCUAAGUAUAACCGUAUGACCCUUUUUUUUUUUUG